UGAGUCACGGCAGGAUCAGUAUUGCACUGGGCUCCUAGGAGCUGGAUGAGUGCUGCUAUAACGUGUUCGGGACCGUGUCGCUGUCACUUUGAGCCGGCUGAUCGUUCCGAUGACUGCGGCGGUGAUGAGGAGGGAUGGUGUCGGCUCGUACCGGGAGCUUUCAGAUGUUGGAACAGAGGAAAGCAAUUGCUAUUCUGACCUCAGGAAUGAGACUGACACUGAGCAAGAUGAUUUAAAUGGAACAGUAAUACAAGAUGAUGAACCUGGCUCCACAAGUCUUUCCUCCAUCUUUGGUAAAGCCUGUCUGAAGAACACUUUUUCUGUGGUUCUUAUCCUUAUCUACCUGCUGUUGAUGUCUGUGGCAGUAUUCCUGGCCUAUCAGACCGUUACAGACUUCAGGGAGAAGCUGAAACAUCCUGUUAUGUCGGUGUCCUUCCAGGAAGUCCUAAAAUAUGAUGCUCCUGGAAUUGCACUGUAUCCUGGUAAGGCUGAACUGUUGACCUGUAAGCACCAUUAUCAUGAUCGUGUUGAGUUUAUGGAGAAUCCAGGUCAACGAGGAGUAAUAAACUGUACUAAGGAAUACGUCAGUUACACAGACCCAUAUAGAAACAACACACUGAAAUCAGCCCUGAUUAUCAGUGGACCUCAAGAUGUGAGAAAGAAGGAGCUAGUGUUCUUGCAGUUCCACUUAAAUGAAACCAAAGAAGAUUUUAGUGCAAUCAACUACCUCCUAUUUUCAUCAUUCAAAGAGUUUCAGGAGAGUUCUGAUAAAGCACAAUUCAUGCAGGACUGCGAACGUUCUUAUUCUAUCUGGACUUUUUCCGGGGGUUUUCGAACUUGGGUCAAGAUGUCUCUGGUGAAAACGACAGAGGAAGAUGGAAGUGAAUCGGUGGAAUUCAGACAAGAGUCUACUCUGGUGAAAUAUAAUGACCACCGGCCUGUUUCUGAACUUACUGACCAAUUGUUCUUUGCUGUGUUUGAGUGGAAGGAUCCUUUCAUUCAGGAAGUCCGUGAUAUAAUCACAGCCAAUCCAUGGAAUACAAUCGCUAUCCUCUGUGGUGUCUUCUUGGCUUUGUUCAAGGCAGCAGAAUUUGCAAAGUUGAGUGUGAAGUGGAUGAUCAAAAUUAAAAAGAGGCAACAAAAGCGCAAGGCUCAGGAAUUGAACCAAAUGACUUAAACCAAGAACACAAUUUAUGACCUUUGAAGGGCUGCAGUUCUGAUCCUCUAGCUCGCUCCCUGUCAACAGGGUGUGGAACUAUGUGUUAGAGAUCAUUGAAGACUACGCAAUUCUUAUUCCAGAGAUAAUUCUUAUUUCAUUUGUGAUUGGUACCAGCUUUUUGAAAAGAUACAUUACAUGCCCUUUAGGGAAGGAAACUGCCAUCUUUACCUGGUCUGGCCUACGUGUGACUCCAGACCCACACCAAUGUGGUUGACUCGCAACUGCCCUCUGGACAAUUGGGGAUGGGCAAUAAAUGCUGCCUCACCAGUUACGCCCUCAUCCCGGUAAUGAAUAAAGGAUUACUGUGGCUGUCAGUAUUAACAAGAAACAUUGCAAAUAGAUUAGAAUCAUUAGCUACUUCAGUCUCAUGCAGUUUGACUUCCUUCAUUCUCAGUCUGUCUACUGAGAUAUUAGAAAGGCUUAAAUGAAAGCUAUUUACUAAGAUAAUAUGAUCUCCUCUGACAGCAGAAUUACUUUCUAAUUCUGUCAGUUUUAGGAUCGUGUCUCACUAUGACUGAUGAGAUAAUGAUUUAAGGCACGUAUUCCACAUGUUCUAGGUGAUUCAGAGAAGAGUUUCAUAAUUCAGUUUAGUAGGUGAUAUUUAUGUAACCGUCAUCCUAUUUAUUGUUGCUUGAUCAGUGAUUGAUUUCAAUAUCGUAGUUGUGUCUAGCACGCAGCCUUAGGGCAGUGUGAAGUACCUGGAAGCAUGAUGGUCCUGGUAAAGGUGUUUUUGUUUUUUAAAAUAAGGGUUCAAUUCCUAAAUUACUGUUUUCUGUGCUGCUGUGAUCCCUGUAUUUGUGUACUGCCAUUUGUAGAGAAUAGAUUUUUCGAUUAUCUCCAAUGACUUCUUGUGUUGCGCAAUAAAGUGCGUUGAAUUCA
Messenger RNA from Rhincodon typus (whale shark), 2098 nucleotides. RefSeq names its product proton activated chloride channel 1 (gene pacc1). The transcript has 8 exons. Bases 110 to 1177 code for a protein of 355 amino acids. Lineage: Eukaryota; Metazoa; Chordata; Chondrichthyes; Orectolobiformes; Rhincodontidae. The record is from RefSeq and is a predicted model, not a curated record.